CCAAUGGACCUACGGUAGGGAAAGGGGCAAAAUCGGAACAAGCAAAAAAGGCACAACUCUUAAAAAAAACUCACCUCUCUCACUUUCUCUCACUAAAAACGUAAACAUGCACCGUCAAUCACUCGGAUCACAUUCACCGGCGGCAAAGCUCCACCUCUUCGCCGGCGACGGAGUCAUCAUCAGCACCGACAAUGACACUAAUUUCAUCUCCGAAGACCACCGCAAAAACAAACUAGCAUCAUGCUCCACAGUCGGUGCCGACGACGAACAACACAAGUCACAAAAGCCUCAUCAACAGAGACAGUUAUUAGUAUCUUCUUCCACAAGACUAGUUCACCUAAUUCCGGUUCUCACGUUCAUUUGCUUCUUAAUCCUCUACUUAUCGUCUCACGAUCCUUCUAGAACAGAUUUAGCUCAGUUCAGUGGAAUCGCAACGAUUUCAUCGAAGAAAACCGUCACAGAUUCAAUUGGCGUAGAUGAUAAUCUAGAAGGAUUUCUGGAGAUACGAAGCACGAGGAACCUGCAACAACAAGAAGAACGGCAUCGUCUUCACCGGAAACUCGGUCAAUAAAGUCAAACCACCGGUUCUCCGUCAGCUGAGAGGUUCACACGUGCGUAAUGCCGUUUCUAUUUCCUUUUGUGCAUGUGAAUUUGGCAUUUUCUGUAUCCGCAAAUAUACCGCGUGUGACUCAAAAAAGGAGUUUAUAAUUUAUCCUUUAUAAGUUUAUUGACCGUA
Messenger RNA from Helianthus annuus (common sunflower), 736 nucleotides. RefSeq lists its product as uncharacterized. Lineage: Eukaryota; Viridiplantae; Streptophyta; Magnoliopsida; Asterales; Asteraceae. The coding region runs from base 107 to 571 and encodes 154 amino acids. The transcript is spliced from 3 exons. The record is from RefSeq and is a predicted model, not a curated record.